AUGAAGAUGGAGGAAGAGCUGAGGAGCGGCGGCGGUGGCGGAGCGGUGACCGGUGCUCGGGGCAGCAACGACUGCUGCAUCACCAGACUGCUGAGCGUCGUGGAGAGCGAGUUACAGGCCGGUCGAGAGAAGGGAGACCCCACUGAGAAACAGCUCAAAGUCACCCUGGAAGAUUCUGAACUCUGGAGGAAAUUCAAAGAAUUGACUAAUGAGAUGAUUGUGACCAAGAACGGCAGGAGGAUGUUUCCAAUUCUGAAGGUCAGCGUGACGGGUCUGGAUCCCAACGCCAUGUAUUCGUUCCUCUUGGACUUCAGUCCUGCAGACGGGCACCGCUGGAAGUACGUGAACGGCGAGUGGGUCCCUGCGGGCAAACCUGAGCCUCACAGUCACAGCUGCGUCUACAUCCACCCCGACUCGCCCAACUUCGGUGCCCACUGGAUGAAAGCGCCGGUGUCCUUCAACAAAGUCAAACUGACCAACAAACUCAACGGGGGCGGCCAGAUCAUGCUGAAUUCUCUCCAUAAGUACGAGCCUCAGAUUCACAUUGUUCGUAUAGGAGGCAGCCACAGGAUGGUGACCAACAUCUCUUACACAGACACUCAGUUCAUCGCUGUAACGGCCUACCAGAAUGAAGAGAUAACUGCACUGAAGAUAAAACACAAUCCGUUUGCUAAAGCUUUCCUUGAUGCAAAGGAAAGGAGCCAUCCUAAGAAUCAUCUAGAACCUCCAGCUGAAAACCAGCAUGUGGGCAUACCACACUGCAGAUGGUUCAUAUCAAACCCAGACACUCUGUGUUCUGCUAGUGGUGGUAACUUUCCGUAUCCAGGAGGUUUACCUCUUACUCCCCACCAUGGGUACAAACACUACCCAAGCCUGCACGGGCACCGAGCAACCCCGUACCCAUCACCCUACCUGCCCCACCAUCAUCACCACCGUGGCCAUAACUCAGUGGCUCUGUCUGAGAAUCUGAGUCCAGGUGCUGUGCAGAUGUUCUCCGGUCACGAGGGCUGGACAGGUGCGUCUCCUCCUGGUCCUGCUGCGAUGCUGUCUAUGCAACCUGCUCCAAGCUCACCCGGAGCCAGCAGUCAGUAUCCAUGCCUGUGGACUGUGAGCAGCUGCACUGUAUCAUCCAGUCCUCCAGGGGGCAUUGUGAGCUCCACACAUAGCCAGGAGGAACCCACAGAUGGAGGGUCCACCUCAGCAUCACCUUGCUCUUUACUGCAGGGCCACGGACCAACCAGCUCUGAGGGUGGUGUAGAUCAAGCCAAUCACAGUAGGCUAGGCAGGGUGAGCUGGUCUUCUGUCUCCACCCAGUCAUUUUGA
Molecule: messenger RNA, 1323 nt
Organism: Sinocyclocheilus anshuiensis
Lineage: Eukaryota; Metazoa; Chordata; Actinopteri; Cypriniformes; Cyprinidae
Product: T-box-containing protein TBXT-like
Exons: 8
Coding region: 1-1323 (440 amino acids)
Biological process (GO): cell fate specification; regulation of transcription by RNA polymerase II; heart morphogenesis
Cellular component (GO): chromatin; nucleus
Molecular function (GO): RNA polymerase II cis-regulatory region sequence-specific DNA binding; DNA-binding transcription factor activity, RNA polymerase II-specific
Source: RefSeq, a predicted model, not a curated record